Molecule: messenger RNA, 1062 nt
Organism: Ipomoea triloba (trilobed morning glory)
Lineage: Eukaryota; Viridiplantae; Streptophyta; Magnoliopsida; Solanales; Convolvulaceae
Product: aspartic proteinase CDR1-like
Exons: 2
Coding region: 1-1062 (353 amino acids)
Cellular component (GO): extracellular region
Source: RefSeq, a predicted model, not a curated record
AUGGAUUUAAGUGUGUUUUUUAUAUUGUCUAUUUUUGUUUUGAUUCCUGCAAAAAAUAUUAAUGGCUUCACUAUUGAACUCAUCCACCCUAACUCUCCUUCAAACCCUUACCGUAACCCUUCCAACAACAAAUUUCAUUGGAUCCGGCAGUCGUAUAGCAACACUGACAUAAAGCCAUUGGAUGGAGGAUACGUCAUGAAGUACUCCAUCGAUGCAUGUUCUCUCGAUGACGAUGACUUUCAAUGUUCCAACAACAACGUUUGCCAGUACGACGUCAGUUAUGGCGACGGGUCCGAAAGCGUCGGUGACGUGGUUACUGAUACUCUCACCAUCGGCAACACUUCCUUCAAGAACGUGGUGCUGGGGUGCGGCCACUGGAAUAACGUCACGUUCUCCAACAGCAUCGCCUCUGGCAUUGUUGGCCUCGGCUACUCUAAUGUCUCGAUCGUCAAGCAGUUGAGCAAAGAAAUCGGUGCAAAAUUUGCUCACUGCCUAUCUUCUCAAUCUGAUUCCAAAAGCUAUAUAAGUUUCGGCACAGACGCCAUAGUUAAGGGUCCUGAUGCUGUUUCAACUUAUAUCUCCAUACGCCCUGAAGAACCUCCCUUUUACUGGCUCUCCUUAGAAAGCAUGAGUGUCGGCGAAAAGAACAUCCCCGUCAAGCAAUCUCCUCUUGAAACACCUGGCAACAUUAUCAUUGACUCAGGGAUGACACUGACAACCAUCCCGCCCGAUGUGUUCGAUAGUAUGAAAUCAGAAAUGAUGAAACAGAUUGGGGAGACUCCUAUAGAUGAUCCUCAAGGCUUAUUCGGGCUAUGCUACUCGACAAGUAAAAAAAUUAAGGUGCCAAAAAUUGUUGCACAUUUUUCAGGGGCUGAUGUAGAGUUGUCACCUCGGAGAUUAUUUGAAGAAGUAGAAGAAGGUAUCUCUUGUUUCACAAUAACUUCAUUCACAUACAUGGAAACAUCCAUAUUCGGCUGUCCAUCCCAAGUAGACUACCUUGUUGGGUAUGAUUUGGAAGAGAUGACAGUUACCUUCAAGCCUGCAGAUUGCUCCAAAUUUUAA